AUGACUCUAUACCAAGAAAUAAAACAAAUCAUGCUUAUAUUAUUAGCAACAGCAAAAAUUUCCUAUCGACCAAUAGUCUUAUGGCAUGGUAUGGGAGACAGUUGUUGUAACCCAGAAAGCAUGGGUAAAAUCAUAGAGCUAUUGGAACAAACGCUUCCCGGUGUUUACGUGUAUUCUAUAAUGGUGGGUGAAGACGAAAAUGAGGAUAAGAAAUCGGGAUUUUUCGGAAAUGUCAAUAAUCAGGUAGCUGAGGUUUGUGAAGUAUUAAAGGCUGAUAAGCAACUAAAAUAUGGAUUCAAUGCGAUUGGAUUUUCUCAGGGUGGUCUGUUCCUCCGCGCAUAUGUUCAGCGAUGUAAUGAUCCACCCGUCCAUAACUUGAUUACAUUUGGUUCACCACAUCAAGGAGUUUCUGAUAUUCCUGGAUGCGAAAUCAACGACGGUUUGUGUCAACUAAUGCGCAACAUAGCACGCCGGGGAGCAUACUCCGGUUACGUACGCACUCGAGUAGUAUCUGCGCAGUACUACAAAGACCCGACAAGACUAGACCUGUACAAGCAGCAAAACAUAUUUUUACCUGACAUUAAUAAUGAAUUGGAAGUCAAAAACGCGACAUACAAAGAAAAUCUAGCAUCUUUGAAUACCCUCGUUUUGAUUCGAUUUACGGAAGAUGUUACAUUGAAGCCAAGAGAUAGUGCAUGGUUUUCAUUUUAUGAUGAGGACGGUGAACUACAAGAUCUUUAUAAUACGCCGUUAUACAUUGAAGAUUGGAUUGGUCUGAGACAAUUAGACGAAGAGGAAAGGCUGGAGUUCAAAGAAGCAGAAGGGGCCCACAUGAAAUUCGAUUUGGAUUUUUUUGUUGAAGAGGUCAUUGAGCCUUAUCUUCAAGAUCCCUGGAUUCCCCCCAAAUCUGCUAAAAUGCGCUUAAUCAAGCAAGGUUCAAAGAAAGAAAAGUUUUUGCGAAAUUUCAGAACUCGUUUAAAUAUACUUUUCAAGAGCUUUUUAGAGUUAAUUGCAGGAUAG
Messenger RNA from Ambispora leptoticha, 1020 nucleotides. NCBI's taxonomy places the organism in Eukaryota, Fungi, Glomeromycota, Glomeromycetes, Archaeosporales, Ambisporaceae. The record is from the annotation of a GenBank genome assembly.